This is a messenger RNA of Xenopus laevis (African clawed frog), 2416 nucleotides long. RefSeq names its product E3 ubiquitin/ISG15 ligase TRIM25. The coding region runs from base 155 to 2077 and encodes 640 amino acids. NCBI's taxonomy places the organism in Eukaryota, Metazoa, Chordata, Amphibia, Anura, Pipidae. The record is from RefSeq and is a predicted model, not a curated record. The transcript is spliced from 2 exons.
UGUGGGCAACCCCUCUUCUGAAAACUGAGACACACCCCAGUCAAUCGUUGCUGACCCCCUUUCCACGCCCUCCAAACUUCCCGCGCCUACAUUCCUGCUGCUGAAGGAAGUCCCGCCCUCUCCACUGCACUCAGCUGCUCUGCCUCUCUACAGGAUGGCAUCUGCUGAUCUAAGAGAAGACUUGCUUUGCUCCGUUUGUCUGCACAUAUACACAGACCCCGUUACACUGAGGUGCGGCCAUAAUUUCUGCCAGGGCUGCAUUCAGAGUGUGCUGGCUACCCAGGAGGCAUCUGGGGUCUUUUCUUGUCCAGAAUGCAGAGCGGAGUUCCGAGACCAUAGUGAGCUUCAGAGGAACACGACCCUGUGCAGCAUAGUGGAGCAUUUCCUCUCGACUCAGCCAAGUCUGGAGGACACUCGGAUCUUCUGCACCUACUGCCUCUUUUUACCUGUGCCUGCUUUUAAGACCUGCCUUCUGUGUGAGGCUUCUCUCUGUGACAAUCAUGUAAAGGUCCACAACAAGUCGGCAGAACACGUUCUAACUGAGCCCACCACGUCCUUCGGAAGCCGGAAAUGUUCCAUGCACAACAAGCUCCUUGAGCUCUACUGCUCGGAGGACUGUUUACCCAUUUGCUCUUUGUGCUGCUUGGUUGGAGAGCACAAGGGACACCAAGUGGAGUCACUGAACACCGCCGUGGAGAAAACAAAAGGGCACCUGAGACUUAUUUUGGACAAUGUGAAUGUAUUGAGGGAUUCCAUGAACAAGAGAGCGCAGAACCUACAGGUCCAUAAAAAGAAGGUCGGGAAAAAAGCAAGUGGCAUAAGAGAACGAGUUAUCGCCUUGUUUCAGGACCUCCAGGAGCAACUGAAAGGUUUAGAGAAGAGAGUACUGGGUGAGAUUUCCAGGCAGGAAGAACAAGUUUCAAAGAAGGUCUCGGAUUCAAUCUACAAGUUGGAAGGAUCAAGAGAUAAACUGUUCAAAAAGAUAAGUCGUAUAGAGGAGAUUUGCAACCAGACUGAUCCACUCAUGGUUCUGCAAGAAUGGGAAUCCUGCUCGGGGGCAUUGGAAAGUACAGAGGAAGAAGAUGAUGCAGAAGAUGAAGUUGAUGAAGAGGAUGAGGAUGAUGAAAGCUAUGAGGAGGAAUCAGAGGAGGAGGUAAAUAAGGAAGAACUCUAUGAUGAAAAUGAGGUCUUCGGUCCUGAUGAAAUUUGUGUUGGUGGAAAUAAGGGGAAUCAUGGAGCUAAGCCUGAUGAGGUAGAUUUAUAUGAUGCAAAGGAAAAGGAGGUGGAGGAGAAAGAGAUAGAAGAUAAUGAUAAUGAAGAGUUAGAAGAUGAUGAUGAUGAAGCGUUAAAAGAUGAUGAUGAAGAGUUAGAAGAAGAUGAUGAAGAAGAGAGAAAUGAGGGCAAGAAGGGAAACAAUGAAGACGAAAAUGAUGAAUUGGUUUCUGAUGUUGGGGACCUUGAUGAGGUUCUGAUCUCUAUGAUGCUGCACAAGUCUUUAAAUGCCAUCAUGACGGAAGCAAAAGCCAAGAGUGGGUUUUACAUUCGAGAGGCUUCUGACCUGGUCCUGGAUGUAGACACGGUGGCUAACGAUGUCAUUCUGUCCAGUGACUUGAAAGCAGCUUCUUGGUCCUUUGAUGCCCCAGUGCGCCCAGAGAGUCCAAAGAGGUUUGAGUCCUGUCAGGUUUUAAGCAGUAUAGGUUUUACAUGUGGACGCCAUUGCUGGGAGGUAGACACCAGUCAGUCAGAGGCCUGGCACGUCGGGGUGGCCUACACCAGUAUAGAGAGGGAGGAUGAGAAGUCCUCGUUGGGAAGUAAUAAUAAGUCCUGGUGCCUGCGUCGGUAUCCCUUGUGGCAUAAGGAAUAUUCCAUGAGACACAAUUCCAAGGUAAUCCGUUUGCCUCCCGACACUGUCUGCCAGAGGCUGGGAAUAUUCCUGGACUACGAGGUUGGUCGACUGUCCUUCUAUGAGCUCGGCAACCCAAUACGGCUCCUGUACACCUUCUCUGCCAACUUCACAGAGCCGCUUCAUGCCGCUUUCAGUUUGGAUGACAAGGGGGUAGUGAGAAUCAAGAGCUAGGAGGGUCCUCCAGCGAGUGCCAGCCCCGAAGAUAUCCUAAAUAUUCACCUGGUCCCAUAUCAGACCUUGAAUUUCCCACAAGCCAAAUACUAUCCUAUCACUUGUCUGGCAGAGCAUGCUGGGAAGAAUGGUGGCUCAGCAGGGACUUAUGGCGGUUACUCAAACUGGGGGUCACCCUUUUUUCAAGAGAUAAAGAGACCAUUCCUUUGCAUGGGGAGGGCAAAUUAGAUGGGCCCCAAGGUGGCCUGGUCCCUGUCUCUUACGACUUGAUGUUUCAGGUCAAUGAACCAAAAGCCAAAGUUGUGUAUUAACUGAGCCUUAUAAAAUUGUUUAUUGCAA